AUGCUCAAGGCCCCCGAUCAUCAGGUGGCCGGGCAUCAAGCCCGAGAGGGCCAGCUCGGCCCCCUCGUCGACGAUUCGGGGCGUUUCUACAAGCCACUCCAGAACAAUGGUCGCGGAUCCAAGGAGCUCGCCUUCUACCGCUCCUUUUUCUCCGACCCUAGGGUGCCCCACCAUAUUCGGAGGUUCUUUCCCCGCUUCUUCGGAACCCUGGUUGUGGAAGCUUCAGACGGCUCCGGCCCCCAGUCUCACCUGGUGAUGGAAGACCUCGUCUCGGGGCUCGACCGUCCCUCCGUGGCCGACAUCAAGAUCGGCUCGAGAACUUGGUACCCCCACGCCAAGGAGGACUACAUCGCCAAGUGCAGCAAGAAGGACAGGGAAACCACGAGCUUGACCCUGGGUUUCAGAGUUUCUGGUCUGCAGAUAUACGACGAGGACAACGAAGCAGCGACAGGGGGGUUCUGGAAGCAGAGUAAGAAGCAAGUCCAGGGUUUCACAGCGGAGGACGUGAGAGGAACCCUCCGGAGGUUCGCCUCCUCGAACCCAUCCGCUGCCACCGCCGCCACCGCCGAUGGGGAGGAGCCAGACUGCGCUUUUGCUGCGGUCGUCUACGGCGGCUCGGGAGGCAUCCUGGCACAGCUGCUGGAGCUGAAGGCUUGGUUCGAAGAACAGACAAUCUUUCAUUUCUACUCGGCCUCCGUGCUUCUGCUGCGCGGGAACGGCGCGACUGAGGCCGCAAGAGUGAAGCUCGUGGACUUCGCUCAUGUGUUCGAGGGAGAUGGCGUCAUCGACCACAAUUUUCUGGGCGGGCUGUGCUCUCUGAUCAGGUUCAUUUCGGAGGUCCUGUGCGGCGGCAGCGACGGCCGCCCCCACCCGGAGAAAUCCUCUGCUGCUGAGAAUGGUGGGCAGGGGGUGACGCUCUCCGGCGUCUGA
Spirodela intermedia is the source of this 930-nucleotide messenger RNA. The record is from the annotation of a GenBank genome assembly. NCBI's taxonomy places the organism in Eukaryota, Viridiplantae, Streptophyta, Magnoliopsida, Alismatales, Araceae.